Scomber japonicus (chub mackerel) is the source of this 1255-nucleotide messenger RNA. RefSeq lists its product as uncharacterized. The coding region runs from base 95 to 1255 and encodes 386 amino acids. Gene Ontology annotation, molecular function: telomeric repeat DNA binding. The record is from RefSeq and is a predicted model, not a curated record. Gene Ontology annotation, cellular component: shelterin complex. The transcript has 8 exons. Lineage: Eukaryota; Metazoa; Chordata; Actinopteri; Scombriformes; Scombridae. Gene Ontology annotation, biological process: telomere capping; regulation of telomere maintenance via telomere lengthening.
CGGGUGUUUGCGUAGCUGCAGCGCAUGUUAGCCACUAAAGCAAACAACAUCAUUUAAAUGUAUUUUUCAACCCUAUAGGAGACGUAUCAUAGUUAUGGAGGUUCUUGGACCAACAGAGAAAAUGAACGACCCAAGCUUGCCUCUGUCAUCUCUUCGCCUCCUGGUUCCUCCGCUGCAGCUGCUGUCUGCUGCCAUGUGGCAGCUGGCAAAACAGAAAGAUGUGAUGAACUACAGUAAGCUUCAGGAGUUUGUGUUCAUGGUGACAGAGGCAGUGCCAGGACUGAUGAACCACAGACAGCGAGCCCAACUCAUUCUGGGCCUGAGAGCGAGACUGAUUCUGGAGCUGUGCAAAGGCUCCACUCGAGGUUCGGUUGAUUCUCAAGCAAUCCAGACUCAUUUAGAGAGACUUCCCAUAACCUCUGCAAACACUGAUUACAGGGAUGCAGAGGUGAAAGCAACAGAGUCCACUUUCAUCGCUCUUGUUCAGAGCCUGCUGAAAGAUCCAGUGGAGAGAGCGUACUUCUUCCAGGAGGUGUUUCCUGUUGAAUAUGGCCAUCAAUACGAUGCUGCCCUGCACAUGUUAUUGUGGGAGUUGCUGUCAAAACUAGAAAAGCUGCUUCCCGUGCCUGACCUCAAACAGACUGCUGCCUGGCUGGGCUCUGCUCCCUCUGUCUUGGAGGAAUGUGCUCAGGCCACACCUGAAGAGCUGAGCUUAAUCUUCAAGCACUACAAGAGUUCAGGACUAUUGAAAAUGCAGUAUGGCCCCUCAUCCACCAUUGGUAGCUGCAUCAUGUCUGCUUUAUCCAUUCCUCCCUCGCAAAAAACAAGCAUCUCAUUCGGACGUGAAUCCAUCCACAACUACGCUAACGUGCUAAGCCCCGUCACCGUAGUCAGAGCAGACCAGUACAGCGUCGUUGCCGUCUACACCGAAUUGGAAGUCGGAGUGUCGGAGGUGGGUGAAGAAGUAACCGAGUCAGCUGAAAUGCACGUUCAUACUGAUUGCUAUGAAGAAGAGAUCGUGACUGUAAGCGCUGAUGUCUCCGGCGGUGAGGAGUCUACGGGCUUGAGGGCGGAAGAGACGAGCGAAACCGUGGAUGUCGCCAAAGCUCUGGAGACUCUGACCAAAACGUUUGCGUUAAGGAAGGAGAGCCUCGGUCCAGAUGUGCCGACAGGAAAGAUUAACGACUCAAAUAACGAGAGGAGGAUUUCCAGCCUGAAUGCACAGAGAGCAACACGAACUCCGGCACAGAAUUAA